Molecule: messenger RNA, 1872 nt
Organism: Ectocarpus siliculosus
Lineage: Eukaryota; Phaeophyceae; Ectocarpales; Ectocarpaceae
Source: the annotation of a GenBank genome assembly
AUGCUCACAGUAUCGACGGAGGCCGGAGAUAUGCUGGAGUAUGGUCCAGCGGUUUCUAUUCUUCAGACUGUAGGUGUUCUCCUACACGAGAGUAAUGUAUCAUCGUCGGUCGCUGAAGGUAACGGCUACUACUCCGGCAGAAACGGCACCCUCAUGCUUCUCGGCAGCCUUGGACGCGCUGUGGCGAUCGGAUCCGAGGCGGGUGAAGAGGUGGAUCAAGUCAGUACUGACUCUGUCGAUCUGCAGGCAGCGAAGGUCGCCGAGUCCUCCAUUCAUGAGGCUGUUAUCUCUGUUGGCGAGAACGGAGCACAAGUGUCGUUUGAAGACUGGAUGGCACCGGCCGGUGUCGAAGACAAUUCCACGUUCGUGGUGGCGGUGACAUCGCUAGGCACGUUCGAAUCGGAAGGGCCAAAAGGCAUCAUAGCAAUCAACGCGUGGGACAAAAACGGCAAGGAAAUCCACGACUUGGCCUUUCCUGUGAAGUUCUUCGUUCCCACCGAGGUGAUACAACAAUGGACACCAGAUGACGUUACGCCGACUUGUGGGUAUUGGUCCGAAGUUAGCAACGAAUGGAAGGCCGACGGUGUGGUUCUAGGCUCCGCAAACGUCAAAGUUGAUGGAACCUCCUCAAUAAUCUGCUGGACCUUUCAUCUGAGCCCUUUCGCCAUAACAGAAAAACAGAGCACACCAAUCCAGUGGAUCACCGUUCACGAGCUAACAGACACCAGCGUUCUACAAGAGUACUGGGCUGAAAGCUGGCCGGCCAUCCUGUUCCUCGGCAUUGUUGUGGUUACUUUUCUGGCGCCUGCCGCGUGGCUACAUUGGAAGGGCAUCAAGGGGGGUGUAAGCGACGAGUACCUCGACAUUCUUCGCCACUCAUACCUGGACUGUGGCAGGUGUUCUCGCGAGGACCAACCGGUGCAAACCAGGAUUCGGGAGAGAACGCGCGAGGCACGCAAGGAUGUGAACAACAGAAACCAGCUGGACAGCGGCUAUCUCCAGACCCACGAGGCAGCACCAUCGAAGCCAGAUCGCCAUUUGGCUACGGUCACCUUGAGCAGCAUUUUGAUGAAUCACCCCUGGCGCCAUCUGUGGGUCUCACCAACGGAGCACUUCAAGAAAACGCUUCUCACGAGGUCGCAGCACCUCGUCAUACUCCUGGCCGAUUGGAUGAGCGUGUUGACUCUCCAAGCAAUAUUCUACGGCAAGAGCCAAUUCAGCAUUCGGGAAAAGGGCUCAGCCGAAGAACAUAACGCGAGGGUCGGCGGUGGGGAACGCCAUCGCGAGCAGGUAUUUCGAGUGAUGGACGAGGCAGAGGGGGAUGCUGGGGGAAACCAAGAGGAGUUUCUACACAACCUCACGGCAUCGCUAGGCAUUGCAUGCGGCCUGCUCUGCUUGUUUUCAGCGUACGGGGUGGUAACUCACCGAGUCACCAUCAUGUCUCAGGCAAUGGCAGCUCAAGCUGUGAUUACGCCUGCUCUGGUACUUUGCGGUGCGGUUCUCUUUGGCUCCGACAUCGGUCUCGCGACAGGAGCUGUGUUCGGCGGGCUGGGCACGCUGUUAUGCGCAUACUUCUUGAACAUGCACAGGAAGAACGAACUGGUGGUUCAAAGGGUCUGUCAAGAGGAUCUAAUCACCACGUGGUCUCACCCGUUGCCUUUCAUGCAUUCCGCGGCCCUGCCUGUGCAGCGAGCAUUCAGGAUGCACCGCGCUGCCAAGAGAACCACCCGAGCCAUCGAGUUCAACACCUGGCUUCACGAGUGCAAGCACGGGCGUUCCGUGAUGUACGUCUGCCUAAACUCCUUGGUGUACGUGGUCAUUCUCUGCCUAACGUACGCCAACCUAGUCUUCGCGAUCAAAUUUGACCGGUGA